This is a messenger RNA of Carassius auratus (goldfish), 1227 nucleotides long. RefSeq lists its product as uncharacterized. The transcript is spliced from 2 exons. Gene Ontology annotation, cellular component: cytosol. Bases 1 to 1227 code for a protein of 408 amino acids. Lineage: Eukaryota; Metazoa; Chordata; Actinopteri; Cypriniformes; Cyprinidae. Gene Ontology annotation, molecular function: ribonucleoside-diphosphate reductase activity, thioredoxin disulfide as acceptor. Gene Ontology annotation, biological process: deoxyribonucleotide biosynthetic process. The record is from RefSeq and is a predicted model, not a curated record.
AUGGCGUUAUUGCAUCGCAUGUCGGGGGAGUGCAUCAAGUCCGAGUUGGAUCUAUUUACGGUCCCGCUGACGCAGACCGUUAUUGAGAAAAACGGCUAUUUAGAAGUAGCCCCAUUAUCGGCCAUAUCGUACUCUGCACCGUUGGAGUUUUUUAUCGCCGGCAACGGCGACGAUUAUUUGGAUCUUAACAACACGAUGCUCUAUCUACGGGUGAAAAUCACGGGGCCUGACGGAGCAGAUAUCGCUCACCCGGCUAAGGUGGGACCGAUAAAUUACCUGGCAGCUACCAUGUUUUCACAGGUCGACGUAACCCUCGGGGACCGUCUGAUAUCUCAGAGCUCCGGAACUCAUCCGUAUCGCUGCAUCAUCGAAAGUCUGCUCAACUACGGUAAAGAUACGUUGGAAAGUAUUUUCAGCGCCGGGCUGUUUCACAAAGACACGGCCGGUCACAUGGACGUACACGACCCCGCAGGUCGUAACGAGGGGUUGACGAAGAGAUCGCUCUACACCGGCCGAAGCAGCGAGGUGGAACUGUUAGCCCCCAUACACAGCGAUAUAUUCUUUCAAGAGAAACUUUUAAUUAACGGAUUGGAUUUAAAAUUACGGUUCAUACGGGCUAAGGAUGAAUUCUGUCUGAUGAGGUCCGACGACUUGGCUUACAAAUUACAUAUAGCGGCUGCGUCCCUAUUUGUCAAAAAAGUUUCCGUAUCACCCCCGGUGAGACUGGCUCACGCCCAAACGCUGCUCUCGACCACGGCCAAGUACCCCAUCGACAGGGUCUGUCUAAAAUCGUUCUCCAUACCCGCGGGCUCUCGAGUUUCCAAUCAAGAAAAUCUGUUUCUAGGAACGCUGCCAAAGUCUAUCGUUAUCGGUAUGGUCGAUAACGACGCAUUCACCGGCUCCUACGAGAAAAAUCCAUUCGCGUUCAAACAUUACAAUCUGGAAUUCCUAGCGGUCUACGUGGACGGUCAACAAUUUCCCGCCAAGCCCCUACAACGGGACGUUCUUCAGAACUUCGUCGAAGACGGUAAAGCCGAGGAGACCGUCGUCGCCGAAGUUCUGAAGAACGUCCCGUCGAGAAGCGUGAAAAACAGCAGAUACAUAUUAGACAAGAUGUCUAAAGCUAAAGGACUAAGCUCGUGGAACGAAUCCGGGGAGUUUGUGUUCAGGGGGAUGAACGGAGACCUCCGGGAUGGUUGGAGUUUCUACGCGCCUUUGGCGAAUUAA